Molecule: messenger RNA, 485 nt
Organism: Leptomonas pyrrhocoris
Lineage: Eukaryota; Euglenozoa; Kinetoplastea; Trypanosomatida; Trypanosomatidae
Exons: 1
Coding region: 177-485 (102 amino acids)
Source: RefSeq, a predicted model, not a curated record
GCCAUCGUUGUUGUCUCCCUCCCCUCCCUGUGCGGUGUCCUGUCCUUUUCUCCGCCGCUGCGCCACAGUGUAUAGUGUCACCGUCUUUCUUUCUUCGAUUUGAGAUACACGCCGCUGCUGUGCGCUCCAAUUGCUCCUGCCGUUCAUUGUCCCAUCACACCCACCCACACACAGUCAUGUCGCAGCAGCUUGCCUUCCACGACCUCUCGAAUGAGGCGAUCCACUCGAUGACCCCUAGCGAGGCCCUCCAGAAGCACCUCGAGAACGCCCAGCUGGCGCACCGUGUGUGUGUGGCGAAGGCGCUCAAGGCGAACGAGGCGCCGGUGGAGCGGUGCGCGCUGACGUGGGGCGAGGUGGUGAUGCGGUACAGCCAGUGGGCCGAGUACCGCGCGCCCUUCCAGGACAGCGAGGCGCAGAAGAAGUACUCCAAGUUCUGGACGAAGAAACGCCAGCUGGCCGAUGACAACAACCCGUUCAAGGCGUAA